This is a messenger RNA of Rhodofomes roseus, 2632 nucleotides long. RefSeq names its product kinase-like domain-containing protein. Gene Ontology annotation, molecular function: ATP binding; protein binding; protein kinase activity. The record is from RefSeq and is a predicted model, not a curated record. NCBI's taxonomy places the organism in Eukaryota, Fungi, Basidiomycota, Agaricomycetes, Polyporales, Fomitopsidaceae. Gene Ontology annotation, biological process: regulation of protein localization to mitotic spindle pole body; mitotic cell cycle; regulation of cytokinesis. The coding region runs from base 50 to 2596 and encodes 848 amino acids. The transcript is spliced from 5 exons. Gene Ontology annotation, cellular component: spindle pole body; spindle pole; centrosome.
CUCCAUCACCAGCCACCCCUGCGUCGACGGCGUUAGGCCCCCCGCGACCAUGUCCGUCCCGCUCUACUCCUCCAUGGCUCCCCCGCCCCGGCGCAACCCCCUCUCAGCCCCCACCAACCACCGCGCGAUAAACCAGCCCUACGCACCGCCCGGAACACCCCCCAAGCCACACGUCCAAGUCCAAGAGAAGCAGCGCAACCCGUCAUCGCCUCCUCUCCCGAGGCAGAACGCGAAGGUCACGCCUCCUUCGCCUCCUAGACUCAUCACCGACAAGUCUCGAACCAUCCAAUUCGUCCGCGUUGGAAUGCUCGGCGAGGGUGGCUUCGCUCGCGUCUAUGAAGUUCAAGACUCCCGCGGCGGGAGGGUAGCCUGCAAAGUCGUUACGAAGUCCUCUUUGAAGACAAAGAAGGCAAAGACAAAGCUCUACGCUGAGAUCAAGAUCCACCGGUCGCUGGACCACCCAAACAUUGUUAAUUUCCAGGAAUGUUUUGAGGACGAUGACAACGUCUACAUGACGCUCGAGCUAUGCCACAACGGGUCGCUUAUGGACAUGCUCCGACGGCGGCGACGGUUCACAGAGCCCGAGUCACGUUUCUUCAUGGUCCAGCUCAUCGGCGCGUGCCAGUACAUGCACACGCACCAGGUCAUCCACCGUGACCUAAAGCUUGGUAACAUCUUCCUUGACCGGAAUAUGAACGUGAAGGUCGGUGACUUUGGCCUCGCGGCACUUAUCGAGAAUCCGGGCGAGCGCAAGAAGACGAUCUGCGGCACGCCAAACUACAUUGCGCCCGAGGUGCUCUUCGACACCGCGAAUGGACACAGUUUCGAGGUCGACACGUGGUCGAUUGGUGUCAUCCUCUACACGCUCGUCGUUGGGCGUCCACCCUUCCAAACGAAGGACGUCAAGGCGAUUUACAAGCGCAUCCGCGACAACGAGUACGAUUUCCCCGAGGACCGCGCUGUGUCCCCACAAGUAAGGGAGCUCGUCCAGCUGAUCCUCACCCCCGACCCGCAGCAGCGCCCCACCCUUCAUGAAAUCGUCGACCAUGCGUGGUUCACCUCCGGCAUCGUGCCUGGCUACAUCCCCGCAACUGCGCACGAUGGUAUUCCAAGUUUCUCCCACAUCACGCGUUCGGUCUCUGAGGCGAACCUCGCGCGCCUGAAGCGAACCGCCCUGCUGGAUGAAGACCAGGUCACCAGCAUUAAUGUCCCUGCGCCGCCCCCGCCCGCCGCGGCUACCUCGAGUAAGAGCAAAGGCAUGUCGUCGAGCUUGGCUCAGCAGGAGAAGGAGUUCCAGAAGGCGGUGCAGCCCGGCUCACCAAUCUCUGCCCUUCUCAGCUCCGCACGGCAGCCUCUGCUUGUUGCGCCUCUCGCUGCACCACGCGGCGAGCCGCUCAUCCGCAAACUUCAGGCGGCCAAGGACUUGCGCUCGCCCGUGCGCCCCGGCCGCGCGAACCUCCAAAACAUCGCGGAACACGAGGAGGACGAGGACGCGCAACGAGAGCAGAUCCGCAAGAAGGAGCUAGAGAGCCAGAAGGCGCGUAUUGUGGCGCAGAUGGUGCCGGGCAGCGCGCCGCCCUCAGCGUGUGGCCAGGAGGACCAGGAGAAUAUGCCCCCACCGGAGUACAAAUCCACGCGCGAACGGAGGGGCGAGAACAACAAAGAGCGGGUCAAGGAGAAGCAGAUCGCCAAGGACGAGCCAGCCCUUGCGGCCCCGUCGUCCUCUUCGAAUGCGCUUGCUCUCCGCCCGAACGGCUUCGACGCCGCUGCGCAGACUCUCACGGCGGCUUUCGAGGCAAAGGCUGCAGGUCGCGUCUUCAAGGAUACACGCGAGGAGCCUGGCUUGCCUGACCCGAAGGUCUUCAUCGUCUCCUGGGUUGACUACUGUAACAAAUACGGCAUGGGCUAUGCGCUCACCGACGGUUCGCUUGGUGUUCACUUUAACGACAGUACGACGAUGAUUCUUUCUGCGGAUAAACACCACUUUGAUUACAUCUCCUCGAGGCGCCAGGGUUCGGUAUACGUGCGCAAGAACUAUACGGUAUCUGAAUAUCCCGAAGAUCUGAAGAGCAAGGUGUACCUCCUCAAGCAUUUCGAACGCUAUAUCAUGGAGCGCCUCUACGGCGACUACCCAUACACUUACGAAGACACGAACCGAACGAAGGGGAUGGACUUCGUGCAGAAGUAUCUCCGCAUGAAGCACGUUAUCGUGUUUAAGCUGAGUCAUGACGUCUUACAGUUCAACUUUUACGAUCAUUCAAAAGUCAUCCUCUCGUCCCAAGGACUGCUCAUCACGCACAUCGACAAGGAUUACAACCUCACGCGGUGGAAGCUGAGCGAGAUCAUGGCGAUCGCCCUUCGCCCGCCGGUCGCGGACCCCGUGCAGCUGAAGUUUAACCAGCGCCUCUACGAUAAGGUCAAGUACUGCAAGGAGGUUCUCAUGUCGAUCAAGGCCGCCAGCUCGGGCUCGGGCUCGGCUUCUGGACAGGACCAGCCGCAGCAGGUCCAGGGACAGGGCGAGGACCCGGAGGGUUUCGCGAUGCCUGGCGGGCCGCCACCCAUGAGCACCCGCUCGUCAAAGCAGUCGUUGCGCUAGCGGCCCUCCUGCGGUUUGUUACGGCAGCGAGGAGAC